This is a messenger RNA of Colletotrichum lupini, 924 nucleotides long. RefSeq lists its product as uncharacterized. Bases 1 to 924 code for a protein of 307 amino acids. The transcript has 6 exons. Lineage: Eukaryota; Fungi; Ascomycota; Sordariomycetes; Glomerellales; Glomerellaceae. Gene Ontology annotation, molecular function: acyltransferase activity, transferring groups other than amino-acyl groups. The record is from RefSeq and is a predicted model, not a curated record.
AUGUCAGAAUCUGAUGGCGAAGAACACAAAGGGUGCCUCUGCGCCGCUGAGAAGGCGAAUCCGUGGAGCUCGGUUUCGACAUUCCUUGCCCCACACGAGCAUGAAACAAGCUCAAAAGAGACUAUGUAUAGCCAAAAGAUGCAUCUAGAGGUUCGGCGAUGUACCGAGACCGACAUCCCCCGCGUCUUCGAGAUAGUUUCUUUGGCCUUUGCCAACGACCACGAGUUUGUCGAUGCAGUCUUCCCUGAGCACAGCACGUCCGAAGGCCGCAAAUUGGGUAGCGAGCGUAUGCUCGCUAUGUUUCAUCGAGAUCCUUAUAGCAACUUCCUGAAGUGCAUCGACACGACCACUGGCCAGAUUGUGGCGGCUGCAAAGUGGAACGUCUACAAGGGCGGCCCUGUCCCGCCGCUGCCUGAGCUUGUUGGUGACUACUGGAAGAACGAUGAGGAGAAGAGAUUUGCACAAGCUAUCUUUCGUGGCUUUCUUGCGCCGAGACAACAAGCUAUCGAGGAGAGCGGCGCAAGAUUAGUUGCACUCGAUAUGUUGAUGUGUGAUCCUCAGUUCCAGGGCCAGGGAGCGGGGAGACUACUAGUAAGAGCCGGCCUUGCUAUUGCUGAUGAGAUGGGUGUCGAUGCGGUUGUAGAGGGUUCGGAUCGAGGGAAAAGACUUUACGCAUCGGAGGGCUUUGAUGGCCCCCAUUAUGCGACCCAAGACCAGGAUCUAAGAGAUUUACAUGAACUUAAGCUGGGCGCCAAUCUUUGUGAUGCGAGUAGCAAUUUGCCAAUGUCUUCAUGCUGCUUCAACUUUCAAGGAGUCGCCCACGUGCGUUUAGGAGCUCCUGUUACAUCAAACUUGUCUGUGCCGGCGACCCUGAUCAGCGGUCUUCAUGAGCAACGGGGUCAACUCAUUCAUAUUGCAACCUAA